GUUAAAACAGCCUGAAUUUGUGAGAUGUAUGUGCAUAACUGAGCUACUCUGUUGAUGUUUGCAGCCAGUUUCCUGCAAGGGAUUUUCAUGAAGGACAAAACCAUUUGUGGCACUUCAAGAUCUAGUUCCCGCACACCAGCCUCCUAUCAAAGAGCUACAAAGAAUGCAACAGAAAUGAGUGAGCAGUCAGUGACCUAUGUAGACCUGAAAUUUCAAACUUCUUCCAAGCACCAGAAGAAAAAGACGCCUAAGAACACCAGGGAGAAAGAGAUAAACGAGGAGGUGGUGACCUACACAGAACUGAAAUGCCAUAAUGCUUCUGAGCAACAGAGGAGACAACAGACUACGAACCCCCAGGGCAAAGAUUCUUCUGCUCCAGCUCCUGCAUGGAGGCUCAUAGCAGGGAUUUUGGGGACUUUCUGUUUGGCUUUGCUCAUAGCAGUGGGGGUCUUGGCUGCGAAUGUUUUUCAGAUCUCCCAUGUAUCAUGUAGACAGCAGGAUAACCUCAGCCAGCACCAGGAAAUUACCCAAGCUAAGAAUGGAAACCUGCCAAAGGUUUUGAACAGGAAAGAUAAAGGGUGGAAGUUUCUUUGCCCAGAAAAUUGGUUUCCCCAUGGAGAUAAAUGUUACCGCUUUUCUACUGAAUCCAAACCUUGGCUGGAGAGUCAAAAGGCCUGCUCUUCUCAUGGCUCCAGACUCCUCCUUAUAGAAAACAAAGAAGAACUGGAUUUCAUAAAUCCCCUGGCAACUUCUCACUGGAUAGGAUUGUCACGUGAGACGACUGACAGGUUGUGGAUGUGGGUGAAUGGUACAGCUUUCUCCACUGACUGGUUUGCAGUAAAUAAAGGAUACAUUGAUGGGAACUGUGCACUUGUCACAGGUGGAGAGCUCUCCUCUGGUCCAUGCAAAGAUGAAAAGCGCUAUAUUUGUGAGCAGCUGGUUCUUUGGCCAAAGCCUGACAUAUCGGCAUGAGAUGGAUCAUGGAAAUCAUAAA
Mauremys mutica (yellowpond turtle) is the source of this 994-nucleotide messenger RNA. RefSeq names its product natural killer cells antigen CD94-like. Lineage: Eukaryota; Metazoa; Chordata; Testudines; Geoemydidae. The coding region runs from base 55 to 972 and encodes 305 amino acids. The record is from RefSeq and is a predicted model, not a curated record. The transcript is spliced from 9 exons.